Messenger RNA from Nymphalis io (European peacock), 16237 nucleotides. RefSeq names its product E3 ubiquitin-protein ligase MYCBP2 (gene hiw). Gene Ontology annotation, cellular component: nucleus. The coding region runs from base 44 to 13102 and encodes 4352 amino acids. The transcript is spliced from 74 exons. NCBI's taxonomy places the organism in Eukaryota, Metazoa, Arthropoda, Insecta, Lepidoptera, Nymphalidae. The record is from RefSeq and is a predicted model, not a curated record.
CCUAAAUUAAAUCAUUAUAGGAAUAAAUUUCAAAACGUUCAUAAUGGAUUUGAAAAUUAAAGCACCUGAAUUAAAAUGUAUGGAUUCAGAGAAUUAUCGAAAAUAUUUUAAGGCUCUUUGUUGGACAGGAACCAGAAGGAUUGACAAAAAGCCACACAAAAAGUUUAACAAAAAAGAUAGAUUAAGGAGACUCAAAGGAUCACAUGUUCUGGCACUUUGUUAUGCACCUAUUCUACUGCCCAAUCCAUCAUGCUUUUCUGUAUUUGCUACCGUGCGUGCAAGUAUUUUAACUCGCUGUCGCCAACUUGAAGCUGCAGCAGUGGACUUUUCAGAUGACAGUGACAGUGAUGAAGCCAGUCCUCCACCCGUCCUUGCUAAAUUGCCGAAGGUCACAGGUAUUGGAUUACGUACGGUUUUUGCUCUUAUUUCUCAGUCCCGGUUCACAGAUGCACAGUUUUGUGAAUAUUCGCUUAAGGCUUUACUGGAUGUUCUACAAGGGCAUGCACCUGAAGAUCUUGCACAUGAACCUCAUGAGAUAAUGUCAAAUCUGCAUAGCAUGCUGGUAGAAGUUGCGAGUGGAAGUGGGCCUACAGGGCGUACCGAGGCCCCUACAUCCCUAACUUCACUUAGUAGUUCAUGCCUCAUAGCACUAGCAGUAGCUCGUGGUGAGGCUGAUCUUGUGCUUGGAGCGGUCACAUCUUUAAUUAUGACUUCAACUCCGCUUACUGAGCAAUAUAUACAGAUACCAACAAACUUGACAAUUCUACAACGAAGUGUACAGUCUGUAAUUAUUGGACCUCCAUCUCGUAAUUUGUGGUUAAAUUUUGGAGUACCUCAUAAGUCUCUAGUGACUAGUUUCCCAGUGGAUUUACCAUCUCAAUUAACUGCUGGCUUUGGAGAGCUUGUAGUCCGAUCUCUGGUGUCCGAUGGUUGUUUCUUGUAUGUUUUCACAUCAAAAGGGCUAUUGAAAAUCGGCUCAGGAUAUGGCAGCACUAUAAGGCAACACGUGUAUUUGUAUAAAUCUGACUUUUUUGCUAGUGAUCGUCAUGGUUGGCUUGGAUAUUGUCGGAACAAAUUGUAUGUGAGAAUUGGCAGGAAAAAAUGCGAAGUGCAUGAAGUAGAUAAAGAUUCGCUAGAAGCAAAGUGCGUGUUGCGAUUAGAUCCAGGACAACCAGGACCCAUUGAGCCAAAAUCGGCGGUGUUUACCGACGGUAAUCUGCUAGGCUUAAUCCUUCUUACCAAUCAUGACCAUCUCACAAUAAAACUGUAUGACGCCGAGGCAACAGCAACGGAGCGCGUUAAAGGCGGAAGGUAUAUAUUGACAGCGAGGCGAGAAUUCAGUGUCCACUUAUUGAGACGACGCAUUCUAGUCCUGGGACGACCCGCUUUUGAUGACGGCCUAUCGAGACGCUUGAUCGACUUGGACUCACCUGUUGCGUUGCAGUUAGACGAUAAUGAUGAUGAUCCAUUAUUGAGUAUCUCCAGCGGUCAGGAUUUUGGCUUGUUAACGACGACUUCGGGAAAGGUGUACUAUACCGGCAAAGGCACAAGCUUAGGCUACAAAGUUGUGUCGCCACAAACCGGCCGCUGGACUCUCAUGAAAGAGACGCUCUUCAACAAAAACGACACUCCUAACACGAGACGGUGCAGGGUGGUUCAGGUUGCUUUAGGCCAUGAAGGUGUCCAUGCAAUUCUAGUGUUAGACAAUGGAUCGGCGUUAUUUACGGGCAUAGCGCGACGAGGGGAAGACGGCGAUGCCGUUAAACAAAGACGAACACCCAAACCGACGCGUCCUAAGAAGAUUCUAAGGGCUGAACGGCACCAUAUAGUAUACGCAGCAUGCAACUACGGCUCGACAGCACUGGUGACUAGGCAGGGGGAACUGCUUAUGUUCGGCAAGGAUACGCAGCACUGCAAUGAGUCCGGACUAGUCACAGGAUUGCAAAAUGAAAAUGUCAUUCAGGUCGCAUUAGGAAAAGCGCACGCAAUCGCUCUUACAAAGUUUGGUGAUGUAUAUUCCUUUGGUAUCAACAACAAGGGUCAAUGUGGAAGAGAAUUCGGAUACACAAAAGAGAAACCUUAUCCGAGUCGAAACACGAGUACCAAAGAGGAAGCGAGGCCAUGCCCUGAGGAGCAUACUUGGAGUGUAGAGUACUGCCGUGUGUGCGUUCUUUGCCGAGAAUGCACUGGAUUUGGAAGCGGAUGCCACUGCGCCACACUGCCCAACAGGGUGCCCGGCGAGCGUUGCGGUUGCGGUGAAGGCGACAGUGGAUGCAGUGUGUGCGGCGUGUGCAGGCGGUGCUCGGAGGGCUCUACGUCAUCCGCUCCAACUUUGAAACCGGACCAAGAUAAUAUAUCUAUUGAAAAAGAGCAGGAGCAGUCCAAUGAACCUGGACCGUCAACAGCGUCGGCUGCAGCAGCUGGACCGAAUCCCAGUGGGUCGGGACCAGGCACAGAGGCAGAACGUGAGGCCGGCGUCAAAGUGAGCUGUCUGUCACCAGCUCGCGUAGUCGUCCCCGGUGGACAUCGAAUACUCGCUGUAGCCUGUGGACUGCAUCAUACCAUCCUGCUAUCCGAACAUGGCGAAGUAUUCACGUUCGGAUCGAACCAAUGGGGCGCGUUGGGUGCGGGUGAUAUAUCAACACAUCACCGUCUCGUGCGCGUGCGCGUGCCUCGCGCGGCCGCCAUCGCCGCCGGUAGCAAUCACAGUGCUGUACUGACGCGCGACGGAGAAGUCUACACCUUUGGAAGUUACCAGAAAGGAUCGUUGGGACGAGCCCGACAGGAUGAACCGCGAAAUGAGCGCAGUCCAAUCUGGUAUGCAGCACCUGGCCGUGUACCGAGAAUAGGACCACGUUAUGGCUGCCGAGGAGUAUGGAUCAGUGCGUCCGGCGACCAGACCUUCAUACAGGUCUCACAGGCGAUCAUCAACACUGACACGCUCUUCAGCUCUACAAUCACGUCAAACUCCAACAGUAUUAUAAUUCUACCGAACCGACCGGAGCAUUCUUUCAAGUGCGUUACUAUAAACAAAAAUGAUGGUUCGUGUAUUGCUUGGACUGGACCCGAACAAGUCGACUUUGUGAACUCACUCGCUUGUCUCGACCCUCUUUACGAUGUUCUGUGGUGCUAUCAGCCACAAAUGCGAGUCAUGAAAUGUUUUAAUAUAAUUGCAUUUGACUCGCACAAUUUACAGCGAUGCUGCUCGAAUGAUCCCGAAGCAUUUUCGAAUGCCGAAUUCGAGUAUCCGAAUUACGGCUGUAUGAAGAGGUUGGGAGAUUUCCGACAUGUAGAAACAUUUGAUUGGAUUACCAAUAUUCCUGAUAAAGAAACGGAGAACAUUGUACUUUCCGAUAUGUCUAUUCUUCAUCAAGAAUUAGCAAUACCAUGUAGCCCAGGUUUUCAGAUUACAAGGUUCCAUGCUGCUUUACAUUUAUUGGGGACCUUAGACUCCCUCACAUACGCACACGACAACAAGUCACCACUAGACGAAUGCAUACGUGAUAAUACUGUAUUGCCAGUGGCACCAUUGAUCGAUGACUACUUCACUGUGACCCGUUUCGAAAACCACGGUGGCGGUUGGGGCUAUUCGGGGCAUUCAAUCGAAGCUAUACGCUUCAUGUGUGAUAGCGAUAUAAAACUAGGGGGCGUUGGGUUGUACGGAGGUCGAGGUGAAUACACAGCUAAGAUUCGACUAUACGACAUUGGCCCAGACGGAGGAGACCAAGAAGGCGAAGGAGAAAUUAUUUUUGAAACGGAGGAUGUUUUCUAUGAUUGUGCUCCAAAAGACAAAUACCCUUUAAUGUUCGAAUCACCGCUGCCUGUUAUGGCCGGGAGAUGGUAUGUAGUGUCCGCUUCAAUAAACGGGCCGUCGUCAGAUUGCGGUUCAGCGGGUCAGGCGAUGGUAAUUAACGACGACGUGGGAUUUCAUUUUAAAACUUCGAAGAAAUCAAAUAAUGGCACUGAUGUUAACGCCGGUCAAAUACCCAGUCUCUUGUAUAAUUUGACGACCUCGGACCAUCCGGUACCUAUCAGACAUUUGGAUCCCGGAGAACCAGUAAUUGUUCUCUCCAGAAAUGUGUCGAGGAAAGUAACAGUAUCAUGUUUCCGAUCGCUUAUAACACUUUUGCAGUGGAGUUGGAGGACAUUUAAAGAUAGUUUAUUAGAUACAAACGGUCAAAUACCAAUUAAUUAUCAAAAGCUUAUGAUAAUGAAACAUCAGAAGAGGUUGGUAUAUAUCAUGCGAGCUGGAAUGAGAUUGGUUAAAUCUUAUAUCAAAGAGGUUUAUCCGCAGAGUAUCAAAAAGAGAAACUCACCCGACUACAUGUCGUAUUUCGAAUCUAUAGCGGAUGCUAGAAGUUUCAUUCAGACUGUAAUGGCUGACCAAACGCCUACGUGUGCUUCGUUACCUCGAAAACAAGGUCGAAGUAAAGCUCACAGGAUAUGCUACGUGCAAUUUGCUCUUGAGCUGACUAACUCCGUAUUGAAGGAAGCUCAUGAGACAUUUAACGCAUGUUUUUACGCGUUUUUUCCAACACCCAUUCUAAAAUGGAACCAUCUUUGCUUAAUGCUAUACAAUGUCAGGGAAGGCAACGUUCCUCCGGCUCAAAUUCGUGAGUUAACAGCAACUUGUGCUGCGAUGUGCCUCUCUCUGAGUCUACGCGAUGUAUUGCAGUACAUCGUACCUCUUACCCAGAGUCAAAGAGCUCGCCAGGAGUCACGCAGAUCUGAAGUCAAGAAUAAAGAUACACCUAGUAAAUCAGCAACAGUACCGCGUUCUUCUCACGCACAGAAACCGCCGCCUGUUCCACCUCGAGCCAAGGGCUCUCAAAAGGCUCAUGGCAACGUCGAUAAAUCAAGCUACUUAGAGUGGCAUCUACUGGACGUUAUAGCUCGACUGCUGGAUGUAGUACUGAACCCUAUCAAGCAGCAAAUAACGCAUAGGCAAUGCGCGCCCGCUCACGAUCAUGGGGAGCUACAGACGCAGGAUCGCCUAGCUGAAUAUUGCUGCAAGCUGACGGCACGCAUUAUUUCCGAAAUGUCGUUAAGUGCUUUGCAGUAUAACAAGGAAGACCCCGAGUCAAAGACACUUAAGCACCUUGUGACCGCUUCUCGCUUCAUGCGCGUGAAUUCGAUGCGGACGUGGAGCACGGGCAACGGCAGUCCAGACGCGAUCUGCUUCAGCGUGGACAGGCCAGGAGUCGCGCUCUCCGGCGCCUGCGUAUUCGUUGGCUCAGGAAAAUACGAUUAUUCUUUAGAGCUCUUGCAUGACAUGCGGACAGUAGCAGAAGAUGCAAAUGCAGCGCACUGUUGGGUUAGCCUUGAAGUGAAGGAAGGAACAUUUACAUCAGACGAUGCUCAACAUGAUGUGGUGCAUCUGAAGUUUAUAAGACCUGUUCUACUCAAGGAUGAUAUUCGGUAUGCCUUGCGCUUCUGUUGUGAAGGCGCGCGUACUGCUAGUGGAGACUGCGGAUUGCCAGCUGUCACAGGCCCGGAUGGCACUACGUUUCACUUCUCCUCAUGCUCACUCAGUUUCAAUGGAACUACCCUCGCCCGUGGACAGUUGCCUUCUCUUAUAUAUUAUAGGACAAAAUGGGUAGAUCGCGCUAGCGACACUGCAAACACUGGCGCCCUAAUCAACACGGGCUUGGUGGUUCGGAAUGUGCAGCGCGUCCAGGACGACAUGGACUGGGAGCGUGGUGCUGCUCGCGAGACGGCCGUGGCGGUGGCGGGGCAGCUGGCUGAGCGCGGCGGCGCCUUGUUGGCAAUGAUGCGUGCACUCUCGCCGGACGACCUGCGACGCGCCGCGCCCGCUUUGGCUGCCGCGCCCGCGCUCAAUAUUCUGCUGCCGUACGCUCUGUCCAGUCUCAAAGGCCUAUCCGAUACCAAGAGCAUUAUUAACUUACUCGAAAUCAUACAUAAGCUACUGCCACAAGUAGCGGAAAUAAAUCUUAAGAUGCCAACUAACGAUGAAACCCCUACAAAUACGACUAGUCACUACUAUACAUGGGUCGAAAGUGAUCAUCCAUACAAGCAGUCUACCGUCAUCAAUAAAAGGGUGCUGUUCCCUCCUCAAGUAUCAUGGAUGACACUAGAGAUGGAUCCACGCAGCGUUACCGCGCAACCCGAAGACACGCUCACGAUCUACGCAGUGGCCGGUGCUCCGAAACAUAAGUGUCAUUGUGCGAAUGAUACGCACAUCGCAGACCCGCCCUUCCGCAAGGUAUAUAAGCGGUUAAUACAACUAACGUCAGAAACUGGCGAGGCGGAGGAAUUGGAGGAAAACGUCUCUGAAGCACCGUGUAUGCAUUACAACUGCACGUACGUCAGUGUCGCACCGAAGUUUUCAAAUAACCCCAUUGAGUGGCCACAAAAAGCUUUGUUAGUGCCUGGAAAUGAAGUGAUUUUUUCGCUGGAAACUGCUUCAGAUUAUUUGAACGAUUACAACAAAACUAAUAAUGAAGAGAGUCGCUUCGGCUACCGAUGCCUGUGCGUCGGCUACGAGGACAGUCCUGUAGCGGGCUUGAACAUGAAUGGCGCGAGGACUGGAGGCGGCUCUCUGGCCGCGCUCGAGAUGGAGCUCGUGCACCUCGGCGCCACCUGUGCCACGCGACUACUCACACCCGACUUGGAUAUACCGCCGCUCACUCAAGCCACAAUAGUUGAGGUGCAAAUGCUCGCGAUGACGUCGAACUCGGGAAAUGGUGACGGAAUGGCUGCUGACGAGACAGAAACACUGCUGCUGUCUCGUGGCCUUGAAAUAGGACCGCCGCCUGGGAUCCAAAGUGUGCUCGACGGAAACCCGUUGCUGAGAUGCAUAUCGACUGAGAGGCAGUUCCUGUCAGAUUUCGUAGCAGGAGCAGAGAGCACAGCGGGCGGCCGGCUCGCGCAAUGGCUCGCACCUGGUGCGCGCGUGGAGCCUUUAAGGUGUGAGCUGAAGCCACCUUCGGUGCCAGCACGACCAGCAGCCCGUAUCAGCUUACCGGUGAUCAUCAGAGACCAGUAUGGGGACAUAGUAUGUUCUCCAGCGCUCAAAGUUGAGGUGGUUGUUCAACGACUAGAGGACAGCAUUUUACGGUCUAAUCAAGCAUCUGAGACGGAGCGUCGAGCUAGCCUGUGCGAUGUGCCGUACCAGCCAACCGUGAAAGACACUAUGUGGUUUCACGCUAUUACCAUGAUGAAGCAAUAUCAAAACUUUUCGUUCGAGGAAUUGCGCUAUGCUAGCGGAGUCUGGGGCGGCGCGUGCACGCUUCUAGAGGGUCUGGGAGGCCGCAUACCCGCUGAGCGAAUCGUCGUGGACGCCCAGCGCGAUGGAUCUUAUGUGGCUGUUUGGGUGCCUCGUGCUCCUGGGAAUUACAUUUUUAGAUGCACACUAGAUAACUAUCCUACGGCACAGGAUUUAAAAGUGGAGGUGGUGGAGUGUGCUGGCGAGGACACGAUAGCAGACCGCUGGCUGGGAUCAGCCACCUAUCGAUUACGUAGAUUUGCCAUCAUGGAUAGCGGAGGUUUGCGCAUUCGUGCCGGGCCCAGCCUGCAGUCCGAAGAGCUGAGUCGCGUGCCAGCUGGAGCCUAUGUAGCAAUUGUCGAAGAGUUGACAAAUAAAGAUGGUACGUGGGUACGACUCAGCCACGAGACGAUGCAGACAUAUCUGGAAGGUUGCGCAACCGUUGCAUGGUGUCUGCAGUACAACAGUCACCUCGACCGUACUUUACUCGUGCCCGUUGAAGAAGAAGACGCGCAGGAGGAGUUCACGGCUAACUAUGAAGUGCUUAACGAGGCUCGAGCAUUACUUCCUCUUUGGCAAGAAGAAGAAGAAGCCUCAGCUUCCCCUUCUCAUAGUAAUGCUUCUUUUGUCUCAGAUCAGAUUUUAGAGGAACAGCGCUUCCCUUUCUCAAUACAAAAUGAACCUCCUAAAGAGAGCGAAGAAAGCAAUCCGUAUAUGUUUGGAGAACCGAGCAAGCGCGGGCGUCUCCUGCGCAACCAAUCUACUUCUAUGCCCACCCCAAGACGCAUGCCGCGUCGCAACAACGGUAACAGCGACGAAUGGGAGCCCAUGAAGCACUGCUCGAGUGACAACGUAGCAGCGAUGCAAGAGACUGAUAUUCUGGAGACGAAAGAAGAAACCAUGGCGGGCCGCGUGGCGCAGACCGGCACACAAACCUCGCCCGACUGUGUCGUCGGAGAUGUCGUUAAUGCUCAGUAUGACGCGCCGAAGGAGUGGAGCUCCAAACGGUUGUCCUGGGAGCAUUUACGUCCGUCGCGCAGUCGACGUAGCGCGUCGCCCCCGCCGCUGCCCGCGCGGAACAUGCCGCCACGCAAGUUCGCGCUUAGUCCCGCGCAGGCUGAGUGUCUACGUGCUAUUUUCGCUGCACUACUCUGGCACGAAGGCAUAGUGCAUGAUGCGAUAGCCUGCGCUGCGUUCUUAAAGUUCCACCCACAACUGCCUAAGGCAGGCGCACGUGUUGUGACACGACCCCCUCAUGACACACCUCCGCCGAGGCCCCAGCGUCACUCCGUCGAAGUAACUAAUGCAGGACAAUACUUGCACAUCCACCCGUCCACAAUGGAGACUUUGACGCGUUCCGACAACGAGGUGCCGAGCACAAGUCGAGAACCUAUAUCUGAAAUAGACGCGCCAAUUAAUGAGGAGGAAGCCGGCUCUUCAAGCACUCCUGAUCCUGGUCCAUCUGUGGUGAACGUGUUGCCGCCCUCACUGCGCGCUCUAGUCGCGCUUUGGGAUACACUAAAUGAUGCUGAUCAGCUGAUUGCAGCAACUGAUAAAAAUAGAAAAGAUCUCAUUGAAAAGAAUGAAAACGAGGAAUCGAAACCGGUAGUAUGCAAGAAGAGAGAUUAUAAAUAUGGAAGAACGCCACUCAUGGUUUCUUGCGAGCUUUGCAGUGGUGGUAUGGUGCCUCCGCCGCUAGCGGCACACAUGCGACACAUGCAUCCCGGUUGCAGGGCGCCCACUGUACGCGGGUACGAUCGCUGCGGACAAUACAAGCAGGCAGACGCCUUUCCCAGCGAUGGCUCCCCUUCCGAGUGUGGACAGCUGUCUCAGGACCUUAUUGGUGUGAAAAUUCGAGCUACCUUAGUAGCGUACCAAUUGUGGUACUUAUACUGCGAGAAAUGCCGCGAGCGCGCGUUGAAGGCCCUCGCGCGUCAGCGAAACAGACUCGGCGCAGAUGGUUCGCGCCACUCGGCACUGCCCGACAUCGAUCACAACGCCAUGAGAGACAACGCCACCUUCCUGCUCGAUUUGGCGCCGCUCAUUAACUCAGAAUCAUCAAGCAGUUCUGGUUGGCAUGAAAUAGGAGGACGCAGUCCGCCAACGCCACCUGGUAGUAUUUGGCAGCCGGCGCCGGCAUUCCAGUGUCUUCCGGCUUUAGGCGCUGCACCCAAGGCCACGUCGACUGUACCCGACACAGCAAAAUAUCAUUCGCUGGGAAGACCACCGCCGGUGACUUCGGACGAGACACCGUCAACGUCCGGUACAUCUAGUAGCCAGUGGGCGCGCGUGCCCCGCUCCGUGUCUAUGGGGCAGGCGGGCGGGCGAGAUCUCGCAAACGCGGCGCAUCAACUUCAGGACAACAUCGAACCAGACCCGCAGGAGACCCUCUCUGGAGUCGGCUCGUCUUUAUUAGCCCAGCCGAGUGCAGCUUUACAGAAGCUAGUUGGUGGGGGAGAAUGGGCGAGCGAAGGUAAUGCGGUCUCCGCUUUUGAGUCUCCGCAAGUGGACCCCGACAUGAUCAUGCGCAGUCCAGUGCUCACCUUUAUCCUUGCCAAACGCGAUCUUCCUUCUUGCCGACAGAAGAUGGAUGCUGCAGUCCGAAUAAAUACGAUAAGACAGUACGCUUUCGAAGCACUAAAUUGGCUGCUCCGCUCGACCUCUCAACCAACAAGCGUACACGAUGUUAUGUGGUGGUUUUGCAACGCGCUCGACAAUUUUGCAAGCAUUGUUCCGCCGCAACGUUCUUAUGACGAUAACAAAGAGAAUAUGUUCAAUGAUUGGAGCCGAUAUCCGACUCCGACAGCGUCGGCAGCAGCUAUAUGUCCUGGAGGUCGAGCAGCGAGAGGGGCGCGGGCGGCCUUUCACGCGUUCCUUGGUUCCGUGAGUGCUCUCGCGCCGUCGCUGCCUCCUGCCAGCGCUGCAGCGCUACAAGCCGUUCGCUGCUGGGCGCUUCACUACUCGCAGCACGAUAGAACAUUCUUGCACCGAUCACAAGUGUUUAGCGUGAUAAGCAAGAUCUUGUCACACGCGGAGGACAGCUCGUAUGAGGAUGGGUUGCUUGGUGCUCUCCAAGAGAGUUAUCAUAGCUAUCUCAAUAAGCAACAGGAUAUUAUAUGGAGUUGCCCCGAUGUUACUGGCUGGUGUGAAGUGAGCGUGUCAUCGCGUCCCGGAAUGGCAGGCGCCUUGACUGACGGCAGCACGGAGACCUUCUGGGAAUCGGGAGACGAGGAUCGCAACCGAGCUAAAUGGAUCCAAAUCUUAUAUUCUGGACCAUCUCAUCAAGAUCGACCGCAUAUAUUGUGUGUUCAUGUUGACAACAGUAGAGAUACCGUGAAUAAGACCUAUUUGAUGACGUUCCUGUAUAGCGGUGGAUCAAGUGACUUGACUCAUAUGCAAGAUAUUGAAGUCGAUUCCAAGGCUGCUGCUUGGGUUUACUAUACUUUACCGAGAUCAUCUACGGCAUCGGUGCGUUUGCGGUGUGAAUUACGCGGGCCAGAAAGCGCUGUGCGCGUGCGUCAGAUACGCGUGCUCGGUGCGCCCGUAGUGGAUCCUGAGAUGCGUUCUUCGAUGCAUCCUCUACAUUCACUGGCCGAAAGAGAUACACUUCGAGUGUUCCGACUGUUGACAUCACAAGUGUUCGGCAAACUUCUGGAGUGGGAGCAAAGUAACAGCGAGUCUGGCGAGGGCGGUGCAGCCGAAGAAGCAGCAGGAGAUGACAGCGAUUUACGAGAACACGUUGUUGGUAUCCUAUUUGCCGGACACCAACUCACUUCACUGCAGCGACAGGUGAUGUCGCACAUCGUGUUCGCAAUCGGGUGUGAAGCGGCCCGUGUGCGCGACGACUGGGAGACUGCUCUCCUUUGCGCGGAGGCAGCUGAUCGUGACCCCGACGAACCACCACGACUGCCCCUUGUUCACCAUCUGCAGGACAAUUACUGUUUUGAAAUGCUCUCGCUGUUGCUGGCACUCAGUGGCAGUGCCGUGGGUCGCGCACAUCUCGCCCAACGCACCGAGUUGCUAGCCGACUUGCUGGCUUUACUGCACACAGGCAGUGAACGUGUGCAAAGACAAGUAAUAUCAUUACUACGACGGAUGAUCGCUGAGGUGCCGCCGCAGAAAAUGUUGGUGGCGCUCAGUUACGGUGGAGACAUAGCGGUUAGAAUAACUCUACUGGACCACUUAGUGAGUUACGUUGGCAAGGCAAUCACGGUGCAAGUCAAGGUGAAAGGUGGAGGCACUGUUAUACCUGGCACAGUGAAUAUGGGAAGCAGCGUCAGCCCUGUCCCACCCCAGGUCUGGUUUAUGCGUGGAGAAACUACCAAGAAUCACGCAAAUCUUGUUGUUAAACUACUUAUGGAUAUGGCAGAGGACAAAGUGUCCAAUUCAUGGGGCAUGGAGACACGUUCCGCUCUGAUACAAUACGUGCGUGGGGUUGCGCUCAUUGAUGAAAUGGAUCGUCGUCCUCCACGCUGUAUUACAUCGGCCAGCGUGUGGAAGGCCCUGGCAUCUCUAUGUGUCUGUGACCAUCACCAUAUUGAACUAAUAAACAAAUCAGACGAAAGUCGAGACCCUCGCGGUCGCGAUUCUGCAACUGAAACUCGGCAACACUGCACCAAUCACGAUGAUGGGUCUACACAGGCUGUCAUUGAGUGUCGUUCAUGCGGUCCGCUGUGCGCAGAGUGUGAUCGUUUCUUGCACCUCAAUAGGGCUGCACGCAAUCAUCAACGACAGAUAUGCAAAGAGGAAGAAGGCGCCAUCCGCAUUGACAUACACGAAGGCUGUGGGCGAGCCAAGCUCCAUUGGCUUCUGUUGCUCAUAGACCGACGUACGCUGAAGGCGCUGGUUGAGUUCCGCGGACUCGAGAAUCCGAGCACUGUACCGGCUGAGACAGAAGGGACCUCAGGGACAGCUGGCACGUGUCGCUUCUGCGGUGCAAGGGGAAAUACUGGACUACUGGCCAUAGGAAAUGUUUGUGCUGAUCAACAAUGCCAGGAACACGGUCGCGAGGCCUGUCUCCGCGUGCACGGUUGCGGUCAUACAUGCGGAGGCGUGCGCGAUGAGAAAAAUUGCCUGCCGUGCUUGUACGGCUGCGCCGGAUCAGAAUCGUUAAGACAGGACGCAGACGAUAUGUGCAUGAUAUGCUUUACCGACCCUCUUCAGGCUGCGCCCGCUAUUCAGCUGACUUGCGGGCAUGUGUUCCAUCUGCACUGUUGCAAGAAGGUCCUGGCGAACAAGUGGGUCGGACCCCGUAUUACUUUCUCUUUCUCCCAGUGUCCUAUUUGCAAGGAGGAUAUGACUCAUUGGACUUUGGAAGAACUUCUGUCCCCGAUACGUCGGCUAGCCGAAGAAGUUCGUCGCAAGGCGCUGAUGCGGCUGGAGUACGAGGGGCUGGCGGCGGGCAACGCUCGCAAUCGCGCCCAAGAAGACCCCGCUAUAUACGCCAUGGAACGCUACGCCUACUACGUCUGCCAUAAGUGCGGCAAGGCGUACUUCGGCGGCCUGGCGCGCUGCGAAGCGGAAACCAACGGGUGGUGGGAACCGACGGAGUUGGUCUGCGGCGCUUGCAGCGAUGUUGCGGGCGCGCGCACGUGCCCGAAGCACGGCGCCGACUUCCUCGAGUACAAGUGCCGUUACUGCUGCUCAGUGGCAGUAUUCUUCUGCUUCGGCACGUCGCACUUCUGCAACUCGUGUCACGACGACUUCCAACGCGUUACGAACAUACCGAGACAUCUAUUACCGCAGUGUCCCGCAGGACCUAAAGGAGAGCAGCUACCCGGAUCAGCAGACGAAUGUCCUCUCCACGUGCAACAUCCGCCAACGGGCGAGGAGUUCGCUCUCGGCUGCGGAGUCUGUCGCCACGCCCACGCGUUCUAAACCAAAAAAUGCUCCAUCAAAAUCAAUAUAAUUUUCACACAUAUUAUGUCUUAGCAAUACGAAUACUAAAAUUUUAAUGUAUACCGGAAAGAAAACUAAACCACUCGGAACUGACAGAUCUUACCUUUGGAAGAAUAAUAGCUACCUUCACUCAUUGGGUUUUACGAGCCACAUACCCUGGAUGGUAUUAAAUAACACUAACAUAUUGAUAAAUUCGUUUCUCCGAGCUAAUUCCUCGGAUUGAAAUCUAAAGAAGCGAUCAACUGCACCUUAAGCACCCAAGAGUCGUCAUGGACUCUCCACCCUGCGAGCGCAGUGAAGAAAAGAAUCCAUGCGGCAGCCGGCAGCCAACGAUGAAACAUAAUUGUUUGGCUUCACAAAAAGGAAAACAUAUUCUUAAAGAACUUAUGUAAAACUACUGAGCCGAUUGUUCCUAGUAUUAAUUGUGUACAUUCACCGACGGCAAUUUAUUUACAAUUCGGUCGGCAUUUGUUAGAUAUUUAUUAUUUUUUUAUUAAUUAAUUGUUAGUAUUGCGUUUUUUUUACGAUGCGUUUUGGUAGUGCUAUUUAUAAUUGUCCAGUCACGAUGCGUUUUAUAAUUUUUAUUUUAAAUUGUAGCAGAUAUGUUCAGUUCAAGGAGUGUUUUGGUGUUUAAUUAAGUUUUUAGAUUUAAGAAUUAGUUGGAGAGUUAUUUAUUAAUAAAAUAUUAUGUAAUAUAAAAGGUCCUAUGUUACUUAAAUAGUUAUUCGUUUCGUAACAAAUAUAAAAUAAAGCUUCAUCAAUAUCCUCCGUUUCCACCGGCAAUGACAACGUGGACUCGCUCAUAGUCGACACUCGUGUGACCGAGUAUAUUACUCAUAGAUAUUAAUUGUAUUUAACCAUUCAUCGAGUAGAGUCUUAGGAAUAAAUGUUCUGAAUACAUAUUGUUUUCUUUAUAUACGAACACGUGUUAACAAUUCUGUGUUGUAAUCAUAUAAAAAACAAUAUUAUACACGGUCACUUAAUAUGAAAAAAGGCAAAACGCGCACAUUCCACCAGUGAGAUAUAUUUUGUUAUUAUAUAAUAUUAUUGUAACAUUAAAGAAUUUAACAUUAAACGACAAAUAUAGUAGAAGUUACGUAAUUGCUCUUACUAAUGUUAUAAUUGAUGUCUAAAAUAGCAUUUAUUGCUCUUUGAAACUAAAACUGCGUGCUACUCCGUGUCCCUAACCGAAGUUGUCAUUUAAAUUUAUUUUUUCAAUCAGACGCUGUACGUCAUUUGUCGGCUUCUGACUGUCUGUAUAACCCAAGAGCCUGUGAAAUAUAAAAAUCGAAAAAUUCUCAGCAAUUGCUUCCAAUACAGGUAGGAAUGAUUUGCUACUAAUGAUGGAGUUUGAGUCAUAGUGGCUUUAACAUGUGUCAUGUAGCAACGGUGCAUAAAAUACGAACUUAAAUUUAUCAAAUUAUAAAGCGUCAUUUUCUUAUAUUUUCUUCGGAGUAACAUGACGUGAUUUUUAAUAAUAUUUAUAAUAGAAAUCACGUCGUCCAUUGCAAGACACAUAAUAUCGUGGCAACCCCUUGCCAGAUAUCAUUAAACUUAAAAGUACUGUUCAAGCGCCUGCUAUAUUUUUAUCGCAACCCUCAUAAAUACGAUUUAAGUGAUUAAGAUUUAGACUAAUUAAUUGGUGCCAUCUUUUAAUGAAAUACCAUUUAAUAAAAAUUUAAAAUGGGAAACUCUGUAGAAAUACAGUACUCCGUAGGAAAGUUUACCUGCUACAGCCACGAUGACCCGAACUCCAUAGUAGUAAGGCGUUACUACCUAUGUUGGGAGCGACUGCUGUAAAAUUUUCAGCUUUUAUAUAAUAAGGAAGGCCAUUCACGGGCUCGUGAUCUAAUAUAAUUUUUAAUUGUGCCAAGAUCUUGCAACUCAUUCGUAAUAUUCUCUAAACUCUCUUUUAAUUCUACAGAUUGAAAAAGCAAAACAUACAUAAAAAUGAGUCGUUAGGUAUUAUAAUAAUACUGUAUUUCUUUGCUUUUCAAAUAUUUCACAAGUAUAAUACAUAUGAAUAUUCAAUAAUUACGUACAUAUUAAAUUGCGGCAAUGAGUGUAUCGGUUUCGUGUGUUACCAUAUAUUCCUAUAAUAUGUAGUAGCUCUAAUAGAUGUUAAAUAAUGAAUGUUGUAAAAUCCUUCUCUGUAUAAUCUUGUUUUUGAUUGAUUUUAAGAUAAAUUUUAUAAUUAUCAUAAUUCUAUUUUAUUUUUAACUAUAAUAACGAUGUUACUUUUACUGAUAUUAUUAUUGUUUAAACUACUAGGACGAGGCGAGUCUGUAGUCUGUGCGGAAUAGGUUCAGUGAGAAUGUAACCGAAACGAUAGUGUUGUCAUUCGUUUGUCCUCUCAUAACUUGGACGGGAAUUGAUCGCCACUCUUGCGCAUCUUAACUCCUACGUGGAGUUAAAAUGUGGCGUCUCACUCAUGUGGCGUCGUCUGAAGUCAGAAAGGUUACAUAAGGUAAAUCUAGAAUGUAUAACGGAAGUAUUACGAUUCGUGAAGUGUCUACUUCGUUAUUUUAUGUCGACCUGUGUUUCGGUUUCAAGUGUAAGUGAAUGUCGUGUCAUCGUAAUAAUAGAUGUUGUAACGAUAUAAAGUACAUUGUUGUGUCUCCUCAAUAGGACUCGUGUAUCAAUAAUAUCUCCAUGAAACAUACAGAUUUAGAAAAACAAAUAGAAUGCAUCGCCCUAAAAGGCCAUUUAACAUAAAAUGACGAUAAAUUAUUUCAUAUAUUGGAGGAAUUAUUGAAACAGAAAUAGAUUAAUACUGUCUCUUAAUAUUGAUGUGCUGUAUCAAUGUAUGUAAGUUUUGAGAAAUUUCUCCUUGUUCGUGGGCGGACCGCCCUCUAAUAACCAUGGUAACUGACAAGUGUAAGGCACUAAUGCGUGGACCUCUAAACUAUACCACUCUGGUAAAUAGUCAAAAUUGUCCGAAUAAUAACUUAUGUAUAACUUAAACAUAAAAAUACUUUUGGCAUAUGUAACAAAAUUAUUUUUUAAAAUAUUCACUCACGGAAUAUAUGUCCUGCUAUUAUAAUAAUGGGUGCACCUUAGUCUUCUAUGUAAUGAAUGAUAAAUAGGUUAUGGAACUAGGUAAGAAAUUUUUCA